This is a messenger RNA of Oppiella nova, 621 nucleotides long. NCBI's taxonomy places the organism in Eukaryota, Metazoa, Arthropoda, Arachnida, Sarcoptiformes, Oppiidae. The record is from the annotation of a GenBank genome assembly.
AUGGAUUUACUGUGGGCCAGGGAGGCUGGUCGAUAUGUGAAUACUAGGGCACAAAUUAUAGAGUCCCGGGGCUUUCGGGCUGAAAACCAUUACAUAACUACCGGUGAUGGAUAUAUACUGUCAUUUACCCGAAUAGUCAACCCUCGCGUCACCGACCGCUCAAAACUACGGCCCAUAAUAUUACAGCAUGGCUUUCAGGCCAAUGCCGACAUGUGGCUCAUUAACUCCAUGGGAAGGCUCAACGAUAAGGGCCAGUGGGUCGAGGAUAAUAACAACGGCCCGGUAGGCAAUACCCUGGGCUUUGUUUUGGCAGUUAAUGGUUAUGAUGUCUGGUUAGCUAAUAUGAGGGGAAAUAUAUAUUCACAAAAUCACACCGAGUUUAAAAUUGAUGAUCCAAGAUUCUGGAGAUUUUCCGUCGAUGAGAUGAUUGAUUAUGACUUACCGGCGAUGAUAUCAUACAUACAAAAGGAGACCCAAAAAGAGAAAAUAUCAUUUAUUGGCCACUCCCAAGGUGGUCUGAUAAUGGACUCGGAGACACCAUUCCUACUGUUACCUAAAUUUAGGAAAUCAUUGGGACACCUGUGCGACUCACUCGAACAGGUGUUUACAUAUCAACAAUGA